ACCAAAAACAAUGGCAAUAUGCACUACUCUAGUACUCUUAGCUACCUAGCGCGCUUACCUCCCAGAAGAACUCACAAAUCUAGCUAAAAGCUUGUGUGCUACUAAAAUUGCGUUUGAAGAAUAAUUAUAGUCUCUUAGCUAGCAUAUAUAAUGAGCCAAAAAAUAGUUUUAAUGCUUCUUUUGGUGGCCAUGGUUGGCACCACCAUGGUGCAAGGCCAAGGCACUCGUGUUGGGUUUUAUGCAACGACGUGCCGUAGGGCUGAAUCCAUUGUUCGGGCAACAGUCCAGUCUCAUUUCACGUCUGAUUCCUCUAUUGCACCUGGGCUGCUCAGGAUGCAUUUCCAUGAUUGCUUUGUGAAUGGUUGUGAUGCUUCCAUCCUCAUUGAUGGCUCUAAUACUGAAAAAACUGCUACGCCAAACCUUCUGUUGAGAGGAUAUGAGGUCAUUGCUGAUGCCAAGACUCGGCUUGAAGCUGAGUGCCCUGGCGUUGUCUCAUGUGCAGACAUUCUAGCCCUUGCUGCUCGUGAUUCUGUUGUUUUGGCAAAUGGACUCACUUGGCCAGUGCCCACAGGACGGAGAGACGGUAGGGUUUCAUUGGCAUCCGAUACAUCUAAUUUGCCAGGUUUCACCGACUCCGUUGACGUGCAGAAACAGAAGUUUGCAGCAUUUGGUCUCAACGCUCAAGAUCUUGUUACCCUUGUUGGAGGACACACCAUAGGAACCACUGCUUGUCAAUUCUUCAGGUACAGACUGUACAAUUUCACUACAACAGGAAAUGGCGCGGACCCAUCCAUCAACCCUUCAUUCGUCUCUCAACUACAGACACUCUGUCCACAGAAUGGUGAUGGGUCAAGGCGUAUUGCUCUAGACACUGGUAGCCAAAAUCGUUUUGAUUCAUCUUUCUUUUCAAAUUUGAGAAAUGGUCAAGGAAUACUUGAAUCUGAUCAAAAGUUAUGGACUGAUGCAACCACAAGAACUUUUGUCCAGCGCUUCCUUGGUGUCAGAGGCCUGGCUGGGCUUACGUUUGGUGCGGAGUUCGGCAGGUCCAUGGUCAAGAUGAGUAACAUCGGUGUGAAAACCGGCACUAAUGGUGAAAUUCGAAGAGUGUGUUCUGCUAUAAAUUGAACAAUAUUCGUUUCGAAAUCUAUUAAUGUAUCGUUGUUUUCAUCUUAAUCUUUCCAUUUUUCUGUUUACCCGACAAGAUCUGCGAUAAAGUUCAUAAUAAUUAUAUGUAUCCUAUUGCAAGAAUGGGACACAAAUCAAAAGGUCAAGAAUUAAUUAGAUAAGGUUGAUUACUUUUCAA
Messenger RNA from Populus nigra (black poplar), 1303 nucleotides. Its product is annotated as peroxidase N1-like. The record is from RefSeq and is a predicted model, not a curated record. Gene Ontology annotation, cellular component: plant-type cell wall; plasmodesma. The coding region runs from base 151 to 1125 and encodes 324 amino acids. The transcript is spliced from 3 exons. NCBI's taxonomy places the organism in Eukaryota, Viridiplantae, Streptophyta, Magnoliopsida, Malpighiales, Salicaceae. Gene Ontology annotation, biological process: hydrogen peroxide catabolic process; response to oxidative stress. Gene Ontology annotation, molecular function: peroxidase activity; heme binding.